Molecule: messenger RNA, 12907 nt
Organism: Pantherophis guttatus
Lineage: Eukaryota; Metazoa; Chordata; Lepidosauria; Squamata; Colubridae
Source: RefSeq, a predicted model, not a curated record
UGCAAGCCGGUGCUGAUUUCCUUGUUUGCUGCGCUCGCCCGUGCUGGUUUUUUUUUUUCUUUUUUCUUUCUCUCUCCCUCCUCCCGGCACGGCGAGCCUAGUGACUGAGCCCACCCCCUCGGCUUACGUCGGUGCUGUGGCGUCGGUUCGGCAGCCCCCACCUUCUCUCCCCCCCCCCACUCCCGGCCGCCUCCACGAGAGAGCGAGCCACAGUCCGGGCCUGGGCAACUGGGUGGCCGGACGUGUCUCCGAUUCUCCGAUCGGGAGCUGCCUAGGAAGUCUCGCUGGAGGAGGGCUGAAUUUGGAAUGCAGCUGACAAGACACAAAAGAUCUUAUGAUGCCUAAAAGGAAAAAAAGAGAAUUUGAAAAGCAUUAGAUUGAGAAAUCAUUUAUUUUUCAGAUUCAAUGGCAGACGCAAGUGGUUGUUCCAUUUCUUGACAUACAUACGUCUGGGAUCAUGGAUUUGCUCAAAUUUACUCUGCAAACUUUAUUCAAAAAAUAAUAUUUGCCUCCUAAGCUUUGAUUGUACUCACUGGUUGCAAUAAUGGCCAGCAAAAGGAAAUCCACAACACCUUGCAUGAUACCAGCAAAAAUGUUGGCACCUCAGAAAUCCACUUCUGUUGGAGUAAAUCAUGAAGGAACUCAUCAGACAUUGGUUCCCAGUACUCUGCCCAAUUGUGAUACCACUGUUGAAAAUCACGGUAGUGGGACCUUGUCCAAUGGACACAAUGGAAUCAUAGAGAGCACUUCUUAUAGAUGUACAGGUUGCAAUUUCACUACUCAAGAAAUUAAUCAGUUCCUUAGUCACCUUGAUUCUGAGCACAUAGACUUUAGUAAAGACCCCUCCUUUUUGUGUGUGAAAUGUAAUGUCUUGGUAAAGAGCCAUGAUGAUCUUUCUCAUCACAAUGCAGAGCACCAUGUUGGAGAAACAAACGUAAUCUGGAAUGUAGUGAAACAAGCUAACCACAUGAUUGUGGAACAGACUACUGGAAAUAUCGUCAGUGGUACUCAGGAUCACUUGGGGGAUAUUCCUGAGGAGAGUCAGGAGAGUCAAGCUGAAAUUAUUAUUACCAAAACGCCCAUUAUGAAGAUAAUGAAAGCAAAACCAGAAGUUAAAAAAAUCCACACACUGAAAGAAAAUAUGUCUAGUAAAUCAGUCAAGGAUGUAGAGAGAAAAGGUGAUCUGUCAUAUACCAAUGGAUCACUGCCGGUUAGCCAGUCCGGCAAAUCAACCACUAUUGUCAAUGGGUCAGUAGUUGGAAAUGUACCUAUUUUACAAGCAGGCAUAACACAACUUGUGCAACUGCAACAGCAAGCACAAGUUCACCAGCACCUACCGACAUCAAAAUCCCUUCCUAAGGUAAUGAUUCCCUUGAGUAGUAUUCCAACUUACAAUGCAGCAAUGGAUUCUAACAGUUUUCUUAAAAACUCUUUUCAUAAGUUUCCCUACCCUACCAAAGCUGAACUUUGCUACUUGACUGUGGUGACCAAGUAUCCAGAAGAGCAGCUGAAAAUCUGGUUUACAGCCCAGAGGUUGAAACAGGGUAUUAGCUGGUCACCUGAGGAGAUAGAAGAUGCACGGAAAAAAAUGUUUAACACUGUGAUUCAGUCUGUUCCCCAAUCCACUAUUACAGUGUUGAAUACACCUUUAGUUGCAAGUCCUAGUAGUGUUCAGCAUCUCAUUCAGGCCACUUUGCCUGGUCAUUCAGUUGGAAAGCCUGAAGGAGCAAGUGGCAUGCUGGUCACCCAACCAAUAAUAACAAAUGGACUUCAGGGAGCAACUUCAUCUCAUGCAAUAGGUUUAACCUCCAUUCCAAAGACCCAGAUAGCUAAACCUCCAACCACCGUGUCAGUUUCCAGUAUUGCAUCAACCAUGAAUGUAGUUAGUGCUGCUCAGUCACAACUUUCUGCUUGCCCAAAUAUCUCUUCACAAGCAUUCUUGGAUCCUAACUUAUUAAAAAAUAAGAAGUCUUAUGAACAGUUGUCUGCACUGAAAGAUAGUUUCUGUAGGAAUCAGUUCCCUGGCCAAGCUGAAGUUGAGCGUCUGACAAAAAUCACAGGACUUAGCACUAGGGAAGUUCGAAAGUGGUUUAGUGAUAGGAGGUAUCACUGGAAAAAUAUUAGAGGCAACAAAUCUGUGCCUGGUGGGGAUAGCACAAUAAUAAUAGACUCUGUACCCGAAAUCACUUUUACCACUUCAUCAAAAACAACCACAGAGUUAACUUCCACGUCAGCAGCAACACCUGUUCACACACCAGCACGUCGCCAAUCUUGGCAUCAGACCCCUGAUUUCUCCACUGCAAAAUAUAAGGAGAGGGCCCCAGAACAACUCAGAGUUUUGGAAAGCAGCUUUGCACAAAAUCCCUUUCCUUUGGAGGAGGAAGUAGACCGUCUGAGAAGCGAAACUAAAAUGACAAGGAGAGAGAUUGACAGCUGGUUCUCGGAGCAAAGGAAAAAAGCGGAGAAAGAAAGAAAACAACCAGCAGAUGAAGAUGCUGAGGAGGAGUCUGUAGAAGACGAGGAGGAUUUGGAUGACUUCAGAGCGUCAAGUGAAAAUGGUUCCUUGGAUGAAGCUGGAAGUUCUCAACUUCCAGGUGAACGUAAAGUGACCCCAAUAAAAAUCAACCUUAGAAACUUUAAGGUGACAGAAUCAGAGGGGAAAAGUGAGUUGGCGGCAUCGGUUGCCCAAGCCACAACAGAGAGUUCUCCUAGCAGGGCACAGAAACCUAGGCUCUGCUUUAAAAAGACUGCUCAGCAGAGGCAUUUGCUUAAACAGCUGUUUGUAAAGACACAGCGCCCUACUAAUGAACAGUAUGACCAAAUAUGUUGUCAGACUGGACUUCCCAGGGUUGAAGUAAUUCGCUGGUUUGGAGAUAGCCGCUAUGGUUUAAAAAAUGGAAAUCUGAGGUGGUAUGAAAACUACAAAAAAGGUAUUUUCCCCAAAGGGCUACCGAUUUCCAGUGAGGUCAGCGAGGAGAUCCUCCAAGACUAUUUUCAAAAGAACAAGGUUCUAUAUGAAGAUGAUCUCCAAGAUCUCUGUGAAAGAACUCAGAUGACGACCUCGCAGGUUAAAUUGUGGUUUGCUGAAAGGCUAGGAGAAGAAAGCAAAGCAGUAUCUGAUGCAAGUAGUGAUAGUCAGUCCCCAAGUGUUGGUGAUCCAGCCAAUAGUCAGAAAGGAACUUUUGAUACUUUUUCUGAAGUUUCUGAGAACAGUGAAUCUUGGGAACCUGGAGGUCAAGAUGGAAGCUCAGAAUUUGGAGAUACAGAUAGUCAUCUGCCUGCAAUACAUUCUGAAAUGGAUUGAACCACCACUGCCUUCGCUCAAACAGUCGGCCAACUUUGUAAGAACCUAGCAGCUGUGGGUCAUUCUGAAUCUUUGUUGAAGAUUGUAAUGCCAAGAUCUUUUUUUCAUGAAGCACAAUUUGAAUUUGGAGGUCGCAGGAAAGUCAUCAAUAAAGAAAACUGUAAGGUUCAGGUUGGGAGAAAUCUAUUAUUCUGUUUUAUGAUUUAGGAGAGUGUUCGCCAGAUAUUCUCCUUCAGGCUCCAAUUAGUGGACACUGUCUUUUGAACUUCAUAUUCAUAUGGAACCAGCUUGUUAAUGCCAGCCACCAGCCUUUCUCUGCAUUGGAUCAUGCACCUGAAAUAUUGUGUUAAACAUUCUGUUUCCCCCCCGCCAUAGAAAUGAGCUAUAAUUUGUACAACAUAUUCUAAAUACUUUCAGUGCUUGUUCUCCGAAUGAUCCAUCUUUGCAUUUACUGUAUUCUCUCUUUACAUUUGAAUUUCUAGAUUUUGCAGAUUUUGAAAGUACAGUAAAAACCUUGAUCUAACAGGCCUUUUGAGCGGAAACUGUGGCUGUUGAUACAUGAAUUGAUGUCAUUUGUGGUGGCUGUUGGUACCUAAUUUAUCAUCUAGGUAAUCUGGAGUAUUGGAAAUGUUGUGACUGCAAUCACUUGCAGCAAAAUCUCCAUUCUCAAGGAUUGAAACCACUUUCCAUUGUAUCUAAAACUUAUCAAACUGAGAGCCAUUGAACUGAGGAUUUGCUGUACAGGUUGCAGUCUAUGCUCACUUCCCCAAGAGUAAAUCCCCAAAAAAUCAAUGCAGCUUCCUUACAUACAAUGGAGUUAUAUAUGUCACUAAAUAAUCUGUGACCUGUUGUGUCAUCCUUUGAGAGAAAGGUAGUACAGCCUUGUAUGACCAGAAUAAGUAUUAAUUUUAGCUUGAUUAUAUAUAUUUUUUCCUCAAUGCUGGAUGGCUACAUGAUCAUUCAAGAAGAAAAUAGAAAAAUAAUUGUCAUUUCAAAUGAACUUCACAAUAAAACAAUAUUUGCUUACCUAAACAGAUAGAUAUAAUGACCACAGGAGGGCAAAAAACCCCCCAGGGGUCUCAGGAACAACUUUUGACUUCCUGCCAUCUUCCCCAUUGACUUUGCUCAUGAGAAGCUGGCAGGAAUUCAGAAAUCAUGAUCACGUGACUGCGGGGAAUUCAGCAAUAACGUAACUUUGUGAACAAAAUAGUCUGAAAUCAUGGAAAUUUCAAUUCCACAGGCUCUGGAUUAUUUUACACAUUCUUUAAAUUAAUAGAUUUAGAUACCUUGAUUUAAAAACCUGUAAAUGCACCAUUUGGGCUAACUUGAGUGUACAGACAAACAAAUAAACACAAUGAGAGUUUUAGUAGUAUAUAGAUAGGGAAGGAUCUGGUGAAUAAUAUUUCUAGUUUCAUGCAUAAAAUUACAAAAUGAAAUUGGGUAACUAUAACAAUCUUCACCAAAUUUCAUCUGCAUAGAAGCAAAUGAAUGUUUCUUUUAAUGCAUUCCAGAAACUAAAAGAGUUGAAAUUUAGUUCUUGUGUGUGUGUUUGAGAGAGAGAGAGAAAAAACAACAAAUCAUAAAAAUAAAAACACCCUUGUGGAUGUCAUCUAUUAGCAGAUGUUCAUUAAUCAUGAGCCCUGUAAGAUUGUAUGACUUGAAAAGGCACCCCUUAAUCCUCAAAUUUAAUUAUUAACUUUGCUGAGUUUUCAGGGUUGUAAAUGCUGAACUGUGACUGUUUUGUUAUUAAUUGCAAAUACAUUUACUACUUUUAUCUAUAUUGUAACAGGAAAAUGUAACCCCCUCAAAUAGAUGUGAUCAUGAAGGCAUUUAGUUUGCAGUAUACACAAUUUCUUUUUUUACAUACAGAUCAGAAUUGUAUUGGAUACCAGCACUUGCAUCACAAGAGUGCACUGUCUGUAUUUCUGACUUUUACUGCUUUUUCUAGCUAUUGAUAAGCUAGGAAGAAAAACUGAAAAGCUCCAAGCUUUGCUAAGUUCAUAACACACUCAAAUAUAUAUACUUGUAGCAGGCAUGUAUUUUUGUCUUCACUAUUCAUUGUUUUGGAAAGAUAACAUAUUGGGGCUAAUUACUGUUGGUAAAAAAUGUUUUAGAUCAGGGGUGGGCAACUGUGGCCCUUUUACAACCUGUGGACUUCAACUCCCAGAAUUCCUGAGACAGCCAAGCCAAGCUGUUGAAGUCCACAGGUUGUAAAAGGGCCACAGUUGCCCACCCCUGUUUUAGAUGGUUCAUUUGGUGGCAUUAAAUUUUCCCAGAGUUCUACUGAGUAGAGCCUGGGAAAUCUGCUUUUGGUCAGAACCAUCUCCUCAUGGUCUUCCAAAGACAAUGAGAAAUACAAGCUCUCAUGCAGGGGUUGUAUCUGGAAUUGAACCUUAUCUGUUUUUCCCUAAAAAGUGAAUUUCCUAAAUCAAAACCCUGGAAACCCUCCAAAUAUAUGUUCAACCUCCAAGAUUCCCUGGCCAGCAUGAUCAUUGUUGAGAAUUCUGGGAGUUAUAAUCCACUUAUUUGAGUCUAGAAUAGUUUUCCCCAGUUUGGUACUAUUGGUUGGAGAAGAGGAGAGUUCUUUCUAAUCCAGCCUAUCUGAGGGCAUCAGAUAGGGAAACAUUCUUGUAUUUGUCCUUUUUAGGAUUUUUGUCAAGAAGCCUUACUGCCCCUCAUGGCAUUAAUAUCCAGGCUCAAGAUGUGUUCUGCAAACCUACAUGUGUAUUGUGUACAAUAUAUUAUUAGCUACUGAGUUCAGUUUAGCCAGGGACUGUCAGGAUGGAAAUAAGUAUGCUAAAACUUAUUUAAAAGUUUUAAAAUGCUACAAUUGAUGCUGCAACUUAAAAUGCAAAACCAGAAAGUGUGCAUCUAUGCACAUACACUGUUUCAGGUAUAAAAACUUUGCAUUCUUUCAUAUUUGAUGUCAUUCUCUCAAUCAGUCUUUCAAGGAAAAAAUCAAUUUGUUCAAAUGCAUUUUAAUUUGGCUUUCUUUUAAUUGCGUAGAUAAAUCCAUAUGCUGAAAGAAGAAUAUAAUUGUAGCUCCCCUUUCAUACCAUGUUUAAGAGCUAUCCAUGGCUCACAGUUGUCUUUCUACAAAGGAAAGACAUCUGCCAUUUAUCCUUGAUGGAACCAAACUAGCAUGCACAUCUUUGAGAACAAAAAAUUCAGCUUCUGAGACUGUGGGAAGGCUCCAGCAGAUUUCUUGUAAUGCAGAAGUGCCAAGAUCUACCUGUUACUUCUAUUGGCUUUUUUCAAAAUACAUGUUACUUGUAGAGACUGAAAAUGACUUUUCUCAGAGCAAGUUACUCUGGUUAAUGGAUAGGAGUUGGAAUAGUAGGCGGUGGGCCCCAGUUUGGUUUUACAGGAAAGCAAUCAGAGAACAACUACAGCCACUUCCACUGGAAUGACAACAGUGCUUGAGUUCCCAAAGGAAAAAAGCAAUGUUGGUUAGUUCAGUGGAAUUGAUAGAGGACCAAACAUGCUGGUUUGUUUUCAAUAUAUACAUAGUAAAAACAUACAUUCAGUUAGUUUAGUCAUAGCAUCCACAUAAAAAUAAUACGGAUGGCAUCCCAAACUCCACUCAACUCCUUGAGGAGAGCUUGGAGUUCGGGAUGCAUUUAAAGCAUUGCAAGUAUGUUCAAAAUAGCUCUCUCCAGAUGUUAUUCAAGGAGGGCAGCAUGGUGCUCAACUUGAUUUAUUUGGAAAACAAGAGCCAUUGAUAUUGGAGCAACUCAAUUCCUCGUGUUAGUUGGAUCAGAAUGGCCAGGCUUUGUGGCAAAUUUAAUACCGUGUGCAUGAAUUCCAGGACACAAAUUGCUGCCCUGACUUUGGACAGAACAGAUCAGAGUGAAGAUAACAAACAUAAUUAAAUGGAUAUCUGUCUUACGGAAGUAUCAAAGUAUUUCUGGCAUAGGGAAGUUGUCAUGUGCUUGUUUGUGAUAAAGUUGCUACCCAAUGGAAGUAAUAAAUCUGUAGUACAACCACUUGCUUACAUGUAACUACUAGUUUUGAUCCUAAAACAGUGCAGAGUCCAACAGUGGCACUGCCCUAGAUUGAAAUGCAGUCUGAUAACUUGGAUUCAUUGAAUACACAAAUGUACACAUUAUGAUGGAUAGGAUACAUUUAGUUGAACCAAUAACUUAUUUCUGACAUGUAUAUUCCAGUAAGCCCAUACUGAAGUCUCCCUUCACUUUCUGGAGUCUUUCUCUUUUUGUGUAUAGGUGAGACACUUGCAGUUAAAUUUAUCCAUUGAGUUAAUUGUGAGGAUAUCUAUCUAUUGAUCAAUCUAUCUAACUUAAAUUCAGGGGGAGUUGUACUACCAUGUCAUGAUGGAGUCUAUGCAGCUCAAAUUCAUUUAACAAACAGACUUUGGAUAUGCAAGACAGUAUUAUUUAAUAGGAAAUUAGUAUCUAUGGCAAAUGCAUUAUUUUGGUUUCUUUGUCUAGCAGAGUACAAUUUUUGAAGCAGAAUUUUAAGGGUAGAUUUUGAUCUCUUAGUGGUUUUGCAGCAGCAUUUCUUGUCACAGGAAGCAACACCACAAUGCAUAAGGCUUUGCAUGACAAGACCAAGUACUGAAUUAGAUUUAAGUAUAUAAAGAGGCUUCUACAGUGGUAGAUGACAUUGUUUGCAUUUUUAAUAUUUUAGGUCAGUCCCUGACAUUCUAAGAACGGUUGAAAGACCCAAGCCAUUAUAUAAGUAUAGGUAGUCCUUGCUUAACAACCAUUCAGCAACUGUUCAAAUUUACGAAGAUACUGAAAAAAGGAACUUACUUCCAGUGCCUAAAAUUAUAGCCAUUGCAGCACCCUGCGGUCAUAUGAUUGAGAUCUGGAUUCUUGGAAACUUAUUCCAAGAGUCCCACAAUUAUGAUUGGCACUUGAAAUUUUCUCUGCCAACUUCCUCAGAAAGUCAAUGGAAAAAUCAGCAAGGAAGGUUGCAAGCUGCUACUGGCUGCUGGCACCACUCCCUCUGGUUCCUAAGGGAUUGGCUGAAAAAAAAGGUCCAUCAGCCCCUGUGUUGGGACAGACCUAUUUAGCCAGCCUCUUUGAGAGCAGAAGGGCUGCCUGCCAGAUUGAUUUCAACCCACACAGGGUGGAGUCUCUUUGUUAAGCAACCCUGUUGCUCUCAAAGAUACUGGCUGAAAAGGUCCGUGCUAAAAGCCAAGUGAGAUUUUGGUACAAGGUGUUUGCACUAAGGGGUGUUUACAGGCAGGUUGGUCCAAGGGCCCCAUGCUGCAAGUGCCCCAGAAUUUGCUUAAGAACCACAAUGACUUACGACCAAAAUUGUGGUAGUAAGUCAAAGAGUUGCGGAACAGUACUGCAAAUGAUAUUUGGCCAGCCUCCCUCAACCUUGUGCCCUUCCAACAGGUUAGAGUGCAGUUCUUAUGGUAUUGAGCCAACAGAACUGGAGGACAUGUUGCAAUAAUAUUUUUAGAGAAUAAUGAGCUAAAUUAGUUUGUAUUUAACUUACUGUAAGUUCCCAGUUCAAGGGAACAUGAUUUUGGCUGGAAUAUGGAUAUGGUAGAUCUACCCAAUCAAACAAAAGUUAAUUAUGAAAUAACCUGAAUCUUUGGUGCUAAUUAAUAUUAAUACCCAAUUAAUAACAAUUUUUGUAUUGCAUUUGAUUCAUUAAACUGACUAAAUCAAUCAGAACAAAUAGAAGUUGUGGCCAAAAGGGCCUUUGCACAGGUACAUUUAUGAUACCAGUUGUGUCCUUUCUUGGGCUGGAGUUCUUCAGAUAGUCAUUCAUCCCCUAGUUACCUCAUGAUUGGACUAAUGUAGUACGCUUUACAAAUGGAGCUUCCUUUGAAGACCAUAUGGAAGCUACAUAUGAUCCAGAAUGCAGUAGCCCAAACAGCAACAGGGGUGCUAUCUUAUAUGUGUGUGACUCAGAUGCUUCCUGGUUGCUGCUUGGCAUCUGGGUUAAAUUCAAGAUGCUGAUUAUCAACUUUAAGGCCUUCAAGGCAUAGGCCUGGUUGAGGCCUCUUGUCUACAAUUGUCUCUGUCUACUUACUAGGGUCCCUCAGGAUGGGCUUGUUCUGGGUUUCACCAUUUAAAGAAUAUCAUCUUGGUGGUAUAAGGAAGCACAUCUCAUCUGUUGCAAUUCCUCCUUUUUGGAAUGAUCUUCCCUCCAGAGAUUUUAGGAAGAUUUGCUCUCAUCACUAAAAAUGUGGUUAUUCUCCCAGUACUUGGGAACAGGAUGAUUGUCUUUUGGUCUGGUUUUACUUUCUUUUGGUCUGGUCUGUUUUGGUUUUAUUCAGGUGUUUUUGCUUCUCCAUUUGGUUGUAUUUUUAUAUGUCAGAUUUUUUUUAAAAAGUUAACAACCCAGAAUCACUCAGGAGUGAAGUAGCCUAUAUAUCAAAUAAAUAAAUGGGAAAGUCAAGAAACAGAUUUUUUUUUUCAUUUUCAUUUUUAUAAGACUAUUAAAAUGUUUCGGUUAGAAAUGUAUCUCUAGCUGAACACACUGUAAAAUUUUAGAAAAUAUAGACAUCCCAUUAAGGCUUGUGCUAAAUCUUAUACAUUUCCUAAAAGCAAUAACUUUAACCUUCACUCUGUUUCUAUCUUCCAUAUUUCACAAAUAGGAGAGAAGGUACAGAGUGGGUGUUAAAAGCAUUUAGUAAGCCCAUUUACUGACUUUGCAAAUAAAUCAUAUCUGGACAGUCUCACUGGAGUGUGAGUACAGUUUCAGUCUGAACCUUUAUACUAUGGUAUCCUUCAUGAACCUGGCCAUUAAAAUGUAAUUAUUUGUAUUUAUUUUAAAAUAUUUUAAACCAUUUGUUGUUAGAACAAUUAGAAGUUAAAACAUAAGACAUAAUAAGAACAUUUUUCAGUAAAACAUCUUUUAUGAGGGAAAGGUAGGUAAUCAAAAACAGAGUUUCAUGGCAGAAGAACAGGUGUUCCAGAGGUAUGGCCAGAAAAGUUUGCAUGUCCGCUAUUUGAGAAUUUUCAGAAUCCAAUCUUAGUAACAUUUCCCAUUAUUGCCUUGGUGAUCUAAUCAUCUUAAAGAGAUAUUCUGAUCUGAUUUGUAUUAAGCAUAUUUUUCAAUCUAGUUAUUUUUAUUUUAUUUCUAUUAUUAUUUUUAUUUUAUUGUUUUAUUUUAUUGUUUUAUUUUACUGUUUUACAUUUUACAUUUUUUAUUUUAUUUUUUAUAUUUUAUUUUAUUUAUUUUCAUUUCAUUUCAUUUUAUUUUGAUCCAAAGCCAUACGAGACUAUAUUAGAGACAUGGCAGUGAUUGGCUCGUUGCUCCUUGUUUUAAAAGGGUCCAAAGAGUCAUCAUAUGGAAACUGCAAGGUUCAUACAGACUUUUACAUCAUGAUUUUCAUUAUUUAAUUUUAAAUGAAAGGAAAACCUCACCUUCAUUGAGUGUUGGCAAUAUUUUAAAUCAUAAUUACGCAGUGCAAAUUGUUAGCGGGCACAUAUAGCUUAAGACAUAUAUCAGGAAAAAACACAGCCGAGUGUAGUUGGGGACAUACCUUGGACCAAGCAAGCCUGCCUCAGUACGUCCAAUAAUUCUGGUGUCGUUUUCACCAGGGCUGGGGUGAGAGCAUUCAUUUCAUCGCCAUUCGGAACAGUUCUACUAGGUUGCUACUUGAGAAUAUAACAGAGACAGUAAAACCUGGUGGUGUUGCUUAAAAUUUAGACUACAUGAAAAGCACUGGAUAGAUUUUCUUCUGUGUUUUCUACUUUCUGGCCUACCCAGCCUUUCUCAAGCUGUGAGGUGAGGCACUAUACAAUAUAAAUUGGCUCAACUGUGACAUUCCAUAUGUCUCUCUUUUCAAAAGUUUCAAACAUGAUAGUCUAGUGUUACACCCAGUCAUUGUGGGCCAUUUCUGAUUUGAAGCUGCUAUCCGGCAGAUCACACAUAUGCAGAGUUCCAGAUGUCAUUUUGCUAUCGUUUGAAACCUCGAAGGGGUUCUUUUCACCCUUUGUGACUUUUCUCUCUCUAAAUAAACAGGCAGAGAGAUAGAUGAAAUGUGAGGCUGUGGGGAAAUUCUGAACCAGAACGCAAAAUGUUUUUAGAAGGGGGUUGGAAUUUGUUCAGCCGGCACACAUUGUCUCUUCGCCUGGUAUUUAUUAGUCAUACUUUUAUCGCUAAUUUCAUCUGUUCCUGAGACUGUUUUUUAUUUUGUUUUGCUUUAAAUUAAGACCCGUUUGGAAUAGAAAUAGCACAUUGUAAAAUGCUUAAUCACAAGCUGGUGUGCAUGAGGUUACAGAAUAAGCUCUGUCUGCAAGGGCAUCUGUUUAUUCUGUUUGCAAAGAACCAUGCCUCAAAGUGCUAGGAGGUUUUCCCAACACUGGAUGAGAUUUAGAUAUAGGAGGAAGAAUGGGGGGAGGGCACCCAACUUCCAAUUAAAAGUCACCAUUUGGCCUCCAGGGUCUCCAUUAAAAGGCCAAAGUAGUAUAAUAGGUGCUACAAAAGACCAGCCUGAUCAGAACACCUGGGCCAGACGGACAUGGUUGAACCUAUUCUACAGUAAUUGUCCACAUGCAACUCUUCUAUGGAAUUCCCAUACCGACUGUUUUAGAUAUACUGUUAUCUGCUGCCUUUAAAUAGGACAAGUUUAUUAACUGGAAUUAUAAGCCUUGGACAAGUCCAUCAAACUGGCGUUGCUUAGACAUGCCAAGAACUGGAUAUGUGUUGUGUCUGCCUAGAUUCGUAUUUCUUCCUUAGAUCUUGCAAGAUGGGGGGAGGGGCAUGAACAAGAGUGACACUAUAAUACUAUAGCUUUGAAUUUAUGCAUAAGCACUCUUGAAUUCCCCUAAAGUUGCAACAUGCCUUUUGAAUAUUACUAAGACCAGCAAAAAUACAUCUGAAACAAAAAUCCCAAAAACUAUGUGCCCAGGAUCAGCUUUACAUAUAAUACUUUUCAAAACUUGUAUUCCUUUUUAAAACCAGGUGUCCUGAUGUUGUUAAUGAGUAGGAAGGCUCUAUUCUUAGGAUAAAAAUACUGUAAGUGAAAAGUAUUCAUGCCAAAGCAAAAUUGCAGCAUACUGAAUUAUCUCCCCUCUCCCCCCCCAUCCAAUCUUACACAGAUCCCCCCCCCUCUAUUUUCCCAACAAAGUUACCUAUUUAGAAUAAGCGGGGAUAAGGAUUAUUUACAGGUGCUUUUGGAGAGCUUUGUAGAUACCAUCUGUUUUAGGAUGCUUUCUGAAGACAGAUGGAUAAAGCUUUUUUCAUCCUUUGUAAAAUUAUCUCACUAAGCAGACUGGCUAAGCUUUUUAGCUUCCCAAGCUGAUGAUAGGAAAACUAUUGUAAGUAACGCCUGGCUAGUACAAACUUCUGUUUAUAUAGGAGUAGGAUUAAUUUACAAACCAUGACAAAAAUCAACUAAUUUUUGUACUUUUGGUAAAACUUUUUUGAAGAAAAGACCGAAGCUGUUGAUGUGGGUAAAUGCUAAUGUAGUUCUCCUGCAAGAGAGAACCAGCGCCUGGCAACUAUGGUGCUGGCUCUUUUUCAGCAACGAUGCCACUUCUGCGAAGUGAACUGCAGCAAGUUUCCCUUCAUUUUGUAUAUGUGGCUAUGAGGGUGGGAACAGCUUGCUUAUACAUUUUGAUGAAAUGAGACCUUACUGGUUUUGUCUUAAAUAAACAAUUGAGAAAUAAA